CCAUGCCGUCGUGGGUGACAUGAACAGCUGAUUCAUUAGAAAUGCUGAUAGAUUCCCUAAUCGGAGAGCCUCGUUUUUAAUGGGUACACAAAACAUUAUAGAAGUCCUGGGUUCGUCCCGUCGUGGGUGACAUGAACAGCUGAUUCAUUAGAAAUGCUGAUAGAUUCCCCAAUCGGAGAGUCUCGUUUUUAAUGGGUCCACAAAACAUUAUAGAAGUCCUGGAUUCCUCUCAUGCAGGACCCCAUUUUUUAUUCCAUCAAUGGUCAGAAUCUGACUAUUAGUUAAGCAUAGACGUCAUGAAUCUGUGCUGAGGUAUGAAUGACAAUUCCUUUGAAUGAAGUGAGGGAUCUUAAUACGGCGGUGUCUAUGCCUCGUCAUGUACGAGACCGAACGGAAAGUUGUUUCAGGCCAAUGCACUUUCUUGAACAUGGGAGACUGGGUUCGUAUAUGGGAGAAUCGAUUAUUCAUAAAAUAAAAUAAAAUAUUUUUAACAUCCUUCAAGCCAAAGGUAAAAAUAGAAUAAGUAAGCGCCUUGACUUUCCUCGUAAAAAACAAUGUGAGUAUAACACCUACAUCGUUCAAAUCCAUUUGACUGAGUACCUACAAACGAGCUGGUAGACAAAUACCCGCUAGUUUGGGGCUGUUGUAUGUUAUUCUCUUGGGCAGCUCCAAAUACCCAUUUCAAUUCACAUUUGCGAGUAGUACAGUGAAUGGCACUGAUGGAGUCCAACAGCAAUGAAGAAAUUUCUAAUAGUAGAGAAGAAGAGCAGAAGGAUUCUGGGCAGAGGAGUGUUGAACUUAUUGGUAAUUACAAUUGGGGAUUUCUGUGUACUCCCAGGAUUGUGUGCGGUGGGAAGAGAGAUUUGCUUCCUUUCUAUGGUAAGGAUGAGAAGAUACCGCUCCUCCUGGCUGCAGUCAUGGGCCUCCAGCACGCCCUGGCAAUGGUUGGAGGCAUCAUCACUCCACCAAUACUCAUUUCAAGCAGUGCAGGAUUUUCUACAAGCACCCAAGCAUACUUGGUCUCUGCUGCAUUGAUAGUAUCAUCUUUGGCAUCUCUCGUUCAGAUACUGCAGUUCAAGAUUCCAUUUACUUCUUAUGUACUAGGAUCAGGAUUGCUCUCUGUCAUGGGUAUUACCUUUGCAGUUGUGCCAAUUGUUAAUCAGGUAGUCUCAGUGCUAACUGCAUGUACAUGUAAUGGCAUAUCUUGUUCUGUAAACGGAUCAUGCAAAGCAUGUAACCAACAACUUGAAGGAGAAUGCCUAUCCGGUGAAGAUGCCUAUGGUCACAUCCUUGGCACUAUUCUUGUCUGUUGUUGGCUACAAGUUGCAGCUUCCUUUUGUCCUGCAAGAAUUCUGCGACGUAUAUUUCCACCUACUGUGACAGGGACUUGCAUCAUAUUGAUUGGUGUCUCCUUGAUAACCACGGGUUUUGAAAAUUGGGGAGGAGGUUCAUAUUGUGCUACUCAGGUGUUAACAUCUGAAGCAUUAUGCACAGGCAAUGGUGAUGUGAAACUUCCAUUUGGUCAUAGGUAUUAUGUGGGACUUGGUUUUGUAGUCUUCUGUGCCCUUGUGUUGGUGGAAAUGUUUGGAUCUCCAUUUAUGCGUAACAGUCAGGUUAUAAUUGGACUAGCAAUUGGCAUGCUUGUGGCAUCAUUAGUACAUGUCACUCACUGUGAAGAUAAUUGUCAGUUGCAGUCAUGCAGAGAUAUUUGUUAUGGCGUCCUCCCAGAGGGUGUGCACUACAAUUCCUCUAGUCAUACAAUUUCAGGAAUACCAAAGUCUUUCUAUCAAAAUGCCACUGUAUGCGUUCAACAAUGCAAUCCAGCAACAUGCAAUAAAACCUGUCAAAAAUAUAGGUACGUUACUGGCACGAAGAUAGUGAAUGCUGAUUGGGUAACUUUCCUAUGGGUGCACACAUUUCCUUUGAAAUUUUAUGCUCCAGCAGUUCUGCCACUCUUCUUUGCCUUGAUGACAGCCACAAUGGACUGCAUUGGUGAUGUGACAGCAACAGUUGAAGCCAGUUUUCUUGAACCCUUUGGACCCCAGUUUGAGAAAUCAAUUCAAGGUGCAGUUUUAGCUGAUGGAUUAAAUACCUUUUGGGCAGCAUUGGCAACAAUGACACCUGUAACUACAUAUGCCCAGAACAAUGGAGUGAUUUCUCUUUCUCGAUGUGCAUCUCGUCGAGCAGGGAUCGCAUGCUGUAUGUGGCUCUUCAUGCUGGGAGUAUUUUCCAAGUUUGCAGCGAUUCUUGUCUCAAUACCCAAUUGUGUUUUGGGUGGAAUGACGACCUUUCUUUUUACAAGUGUGAUGGUCUCAGGAAUUCGUGUUCUGAAUAUAAAGGAAGGAUUAACUCGAAGGAAUAAAUUUAUUUCAAUAGUUUCUCUAGGAAUUGGUCUUGGUGUGAAUCUUGUACCAGCUUGGGUUAAUAUAUCUGGGCAAUCCAACUAUCCCCUUCAAGGUAAUCUAUGGCCUGUGAAUCCUGGAUGGAGUGCUGGCUAUAGAGGUUUUCGAGAUGCUAUCAUAUUAGUUUUGUCCAAUGGCUUUUCAGUGGGGGGCUUGCUGGCUCUUGUACUCAACUUGAUUUUGCCUUUUGAUGAUGAUGAGAAAGAAUUGCCUCUUAAGAAGCAGCUCCUUGUACGAUCCACUUCAAUUGACAACAGAAAUUAGAUGUCACAUAAACAAUGACUCAAGGUUACUUUACACCAGUGGAUAAAGUAAGAAAAAUUUGCAAUGCUUUUGGAAGAGUUGGUUUGCCCAAUAGAUUAAGCCAAACAUUGAUGAGCCCAAGCUAAAAACAUCUAGAUGAAUCAAGAGAAAUUCAAUAAAGAUGAUACUGAUUGUGUGACUGCCAAUGCCAACUAUCCUCCAUAAUAUAGAUUUUAAACGAUUUGAGUUAAUAAUAUUAUUUUUAAUGAUUUAGAAAAGAUUCUAUAUA
Cryptomeria japonica (Japanese cedar) is the source of this 2934-nucleotide messenger RNA. Its product is annotated as uric acid-xanthine permease. NCBI's taxonomy places the organism in Eukaryota, Viridiplantae, Streptophyta, Pinopsida, Cupressales, Cupressaceae. The transcript has 13 exons. Gene Ontology annotation, cellular component: membrane. The record is from RefSeq and is a predicted model, not a curated record. The coding region runs from base 711 to 2666 and encodes 651 amino acids. Gene Ontology annotation, molecular function: xanthine transmembrane transporter activity. Gene Ontology annotation, biological process: xanthine transport; transmembrane transport.